Molecule: messenger RNA, 794 nt
Organism: Colius striatus (speckled mousebird)
Lineage: Eukaryota; Metazoa; Chordata; Aves; Coliiformes; Coliidae
Gene: RAB3B
Product: RAB3B, member RAS oncogene family
Exons: 5
Coding region: 1-681 (226 amino acids)
Biological process (GO): regulation of exocytosis; protein secretion; protein localization to plasma membrane
Cellular component (GO): endosome; plasma membrane; synaptic vesicle
Molecular function (GO): GTP binding; GTPase activity
Source: RefSeq, a predicted model, not a curated record
AUGGAUUAUAGAUCUAAAUUGAUGGCUUCGGUAACAGAUGCCAGAUACAGGCAGAAAGAUACUUCAGAUCAAAAUUUUGAUUACAUGUUCAAACUCCUGAUCAUUGGCAACAGCAGCGUGGGCAAAACAUCCUUCCUCUUCAGAUAUGCUGAUGACACUUUCACACCAGCCUUCGUUAGCACAGUAGGAAUUGACUUCAAAGUGAAAACUGUUUAUAGGAAUGACAAGCGGGUGAAGCUGCAGAUCUGGGAUACAGCUGGACAAGAAAGAUACAGGACCAUCACUACAGCCUACUACCGAGGAGCCAUGGGCUUUGUCCUCAUGUAUGAUAUCACCAGUGAAGACUCCUUCAACGCAGUGCAGGACUGGGCCACACAAAUCAAGACUUACUCCUGGGACAAUGCCCAAGUGAUCCUGGUGGGAAACAAAUGUGACAUGGAGGAUGAAAGGAUUGUUCCUGUGGAGAAGGGGAAACAUCUGGCAGAUCAGCUAGGUUUUGACUAUUUUGAAGCUAGUGCCAAAGAAAACAUCAACGUGAGGCAGGUGUUUGAGCGGCUCGUGGAUAUAAUCUGUGAAAAGAUGUCAGAGAGUAUAGAAUCGGACCCUUCCAGGGGCACUUCUGGAAGGAUCAUGCGACUCACAGACAACCCACCCCCCUCGCAGCGGAAUUGCUCGUGCUAGUGACCUUUCUCACCGAGAAAUGUCCUCCUCCUUUCCUGACUAAUUUUUCUCUUUUCAUUUGUGGUGGUGUGUUUAUGGUGUAGUCCAAAGGCAGAAGUCUCUGUUGUAGGAAA